This is a messenger RNA of Notolabrus celidotus (New Zealand spotty), 10849 nucleotides long. RefSeq names its product LPS responsive beige-like anchor protein (gene lrba). NCBI's taxonomy places the organism in Eukaryota, Metazoa, Chordata, Actinopteri, Labriformes, Labridae. Gene Ontology annotation, cellular component: membrane; cytosol. Gene Ontology annotation, molecular function: protein kinase binding. Gene Ontology annotation, biological process: intracellular protein localization. The coding region runs from base 713 to 9535 and encodes 2940 amino acids. The transcript is spliced from 57 exons. The record is from RefSeq and is a predicted model, not a curated record.
UUCACUCAAGGGCUACACUGUCAUGGCGGUGGCGAGCUGAAGCUACCGGGGUAUAUCAGGAAGAGAAUGCGGCGCAGCUGGGUGAACAGUGACAUUUAAGCAAGUCUGAGGAGUUUGGCGGGGAGGACCGAGCUGACGUCUGUCCACUGUCGACUUCCACCGGGGGCUGCAGGCGGACUUGCCCCCCCCUUUCCCUGUGAGUUUGUGCCUCUGCCAGGCGCGCUACCUGUCAAGUGUCCGUGGACUCACUGACAAUAGCAACUUCAGCGCUGCACUGAGGGACUGAAAGUCGGCGUAUCCUCGUUUGCCUUUUGACCGAGAAGAGGAGAAAAACAGGUGAAGGACGAGCCCUCAUUCUGUUUCUUCUCUCCUGUUACCUGCAGCUCACUUCCAAAGGGCUUUUAACAGCAUUAAUCCAUUCGUCUGCUAUCAAGUUACGGAGCAGGAGAGAGGAGUAGUUCAUGUGGACCGUGGAGUGACAUUUCCAGUCUUGGCUGACAAAUCCUCUUUGCGUUUUUCUUGUGCCCACUUUCUUGUCUAAACAGUUUUGAAUGGGGAGGGAAACGUUUGCUUUGUGUGUCUGCAGACUGUCAACAACUCAGCUGAAGGGGAGAUAGAGCCCUUCUUUCUCCUCCUGCACUGUCACCCUUGGGAGGUGAACAGGUGCCUUACCUGUGAACACCACCUGCCCUCCCCCGUCUUUCCUUUAGCAAUGGCUAGCGAGGAUGGACAGGACGGGAGACCGGGAACCAUGGCGCUCAACCCGGGAGUGCCUAUCAGGGGGAUACGGAUGAAAUUUGCAGUCCUGGCUGGCCUGGUGGAAGUUGGAGAAGUUUCCAAUCGAGACAUUGUGGAGACGGUGUUCAACCUGCUGGUUGGUGGCCAGUUUGACCUGGAGAUGAACUUCAUCAUCCAGGAGCCUGAGAGCAUCGUGUGUAUGGUGGAGCUGCUGGACAAGUGCGAACCCACAUGUCAGGCAGAGGUCUGGAGUAUCUUCACCGCCAUCCUCAAGAAGAGCGUUCGCAACCUGCAGGCGUGCACUGACGUCGGGCUCAUCCAGCAAGUGCUCCAGAGGAUAUCCACCACAGACAGCAUGAUCGCAGACCUCCUAGUGGACAUGUUGGGUGUGCUCGCCAGCUACAGCAUCACCGUGAAAGAGCUGAAGCUCUUCUUCAGCAAGCUGCAAGGAGAAAAGGGCCAGUGGCCGCGUCAUGCAGUGAAGCUUCUGUCAGUUCUGAAGUACAUGGCUCACAGAAGUGGCCCAGACUCUUUCUUCAGCUUUCCAGGGAAAAAUGCAGCUGCUAUAGCUCUGCCUCCUAUAGCAAAAUGGCCAUACCAGAAUGGGUUUACAUUCCACACAUGGCUCCGCAUGGAUCCCCUCAACAACAUCAAUGUAGACAAAGACAAGCCUUACUUGUACUGUUUCCGCACCAGUAAAGGCCUGGGUUACUCUGCACACUUUGUGGGCGGCUGUUUGAUAGUGACCUCGUUAAAAUCCAAGGGGAAAGGAUUCCAGCACUGCGUGAAGUACGACUUCAAGCCGCAGAAGUGGUACAUGGUGACCCUCGUUCACAUCUACAACCGCUGGAAAAACAGUGAAAUUAGCUGCUAUGUGAACGGGGAGCUGGCUUCUUUCGGAGACAUUGCCUGGUUUGUCAACACCAGUGACACGUUUGACAAGUGUUUCCUGGGAUCGUCUGAGACCGCUGAUGCCAACCGUGUGUUCUGUGGACAGAUGGGGGCCGUUUACCUGUUUGGAGAGUCUCUCAGCGCUGCUCAGAUUCUGGCUAUCUAUCAGCUGGGGCCAGGUUACCAGGGCACGUUCAAGUACAAGGCUGAGAGUGACCUGCUGUUUGCUGAGCAUCACAAGACCCUACUGUAUGACGGCAAGCUGUCCUCCAGCAUCGCCUUCACUUACAACCCUCGCGCCACGGAUGCCCAGCUCUGCCUUGAGUCCUCCCCCAAGGACAACGCCUCCAUUUUUGUCCACUCACCCCACUCUCUCAUGCUGCAGGAUGUGAAGGCCGUGGUGACUCACUCGGUUCAGAGUGGCAUACACUCUAUUGGAGGCGUGCAGGUCCUCUUCCCUCUGUUUGCACAGCUGGAUUACUGCCAGCCCUCCAGCCACGAGCUGGACACCUCUGUCUGCUGCACUUUGCUUUCCUUCGUGAUGGAGCUCUUAAAGAACUCUGUGGCUAUGCAAGAGCAGGUCCUGGCCUGCAAAGGCUUCCUCGUCAUUGGCUACUCUCUGGAAAAGUCUUCCAAGGUGCACGUGACGCGGCCCGUCCUGGACAUCGUGCUGGCCUUUUCCAGAUAUCUUAGCAAUUUGCAGAACGGCAUCUUGCUGCUCAAGCAGCUGUGUGAUCACAUUCUGUUCAACCCUGCCAUCUGGAUUCAUGCCCCUGCCAAGGUGCAGCUAACACUCUACACUUACCUGGCGACAGAGUUCAUCAGCACAGUGACCAUCUACAACACCAUCCGCAGGGUGGGCACUGUGCUCCAGGUCAUGCACACACUAAAAUACUACUACUGGGUUGUGAACCCUCAGGACCGCAGUGGAAUCGUGCCCAAAGGCCUGGAUGGUCCAAGGCCAAAUGACAAGGAGCUCUUUCCUUUGCGGGCCUUUCUUUUGUUGUUUGUGAAGCAGCUCAUAAUGAAGGAUCAUGGAGUGAAAGAAGACGAGCUACAGAGUAUCCUCAACUACCUCCUUACCAUGCACGAGGAUGAUAACCUCAUGGAUGUGCUGCAGUUGUUGGUGGCAUUGAUGUCUGAACAUCCCGGGUCCAUGAUCCAGGCCUUCGACCAGCGGAACGGGAUUCGUGUGAUUUACAAGCUCUUGGCCUCAAAGUCUGAACCAAUUCGAGUGCAGGCACUCAAAGUUAUGGGCUACUUUCUGAAAUACAUGACACCAAAGAGGAAAUCUGAGGUCAUGUUGAGUCAUGGCCUCUUCUCGCUGCUCACUGAACGCCUGAUGCUCCAUUCAAGCCAGUUCACAAUGACAACCUACAACGUACUCUUUGAGAUCCUCACAGAGCAGAUCUGCACUCAAGUGAUCCAUAAACAGCAUCCGGACCCCGACUCCACUGUGAAGAUUCUCAACCCGCAAAUCUUGAAGGUAAUAGCUGCUCUGCUGAAGAACGCUCCCCCAUCCCCCGAGAGCAUGGAGGUGCGCAGAGUUUUCCUGUCAGACAUGAUCAAACUGUUUAAUAACAGCCGAGAGAACCGCAGGAGCCUGCUGCAGUGCUCAGUGUGGCAGGAGUGGAUGCUCUCUCUGUGCUUCAUCAACCCGCGCAACACUGAGGAGCAGAAAAUCACAGAGAUGGUGUACGCCAUCUUCCGCAUCCUGCUCUACCACGCCAUCAAAUACGAGUGGGGCGGCUGGCGCGUCUGGGUGGACACCCUGUCCAUCACCCACUCCAAGGUGACCUUUGAGCAGCACAAAGAGAACCUGUCCCGUAUGUUCCGUCAGUACCAGCGUCAGGAGUCCGGAGGCUCUCUGAGCACUAUCAGAACCAUCUCUGGAGUCAGUCAAAGCUCAGAGACCAUGGAAUGUGUAAACGGGCCGCCUGCGGAGGAGACGCCCCCCUCCACUGUCAUUGAGCUCACCGUGGACGAGUCUACCCAGAAGCCCCUUGACUCAGCAUCUGGUUCUGCCAUCACUUCCAUUCCACUGGAAGGUACAGGUGCACAGGGCUCGGCAUCCAUCACCGUGUCCAACAUCCUCGCUAUGGCCGAAGAAGAGAAGGAGUCUGUUCAGGAGGCUCCUGAGAUUGAAAAGGAGACCGAAGCCAGUGUGACGCAAGAAAACAAUGAAGAGGAACAGAGUGAGGAGGCCAACCAGCAAGAACCUGUGACAGAAGCAUCAACAGAUGAGAGCGCAGAAAAACUACAAACGCCAGCUAGCAACCAGGAUGAUACAGAUAACUCAAAAACUGUGGAAGUGGUUGAAGACGUGACUACGACAUCUGCAAGAGAUGAUGCACAGACUCCUGUGACAGAGGACGAAAAAUCUGAGAGUGACCCCUACAAAGGUGAAUCUUCAAACUCCAUGACAGAAGACUCUUUGAAUGAAACAGAUUCAGAGGUACCGGUGGUUCCAGAACAAGAAGAUAACACUCAGCAAACGUCCCCUGAGACUGCAGCCUGUGCAGAGAAGAGUGUGCAGGAUGGAGCCUCCAUUCCUCUAGAAGAGCAGGUUGAAGUGUCGUCUGUUAGUAACCAGAUCCAAGCUAGUGAUGCUGAUGAUAGCCAAGAGGAGUCCUCUGAUGCUUCUGCUGCUACCAGAGAGGACGGGGAGGCUGGCAAGAAGGAGGAAGUGGAACACAAGCAGGAUGAAAGCAAGGAAGAGGACCAGGACGGACAGGAGGUAAAGACAGAAGAAGACAAAGAUGAGAAGGAGGAGGUCGACACGCAAGAAAAGACUGAAGAAAGUGAAACUGAAGAGAAGCAGGUUUCACCACCAGCUGAGACACCUGAACAAAGCGCAACAGAGCCAGCUGAUGAAAAAGCUCCAGAUGAAGAAUCUUCCAAAGCUGAAACUGAAGACCAGCAACCCUCAGAAACAACACCGCCCUCUACAGCACAGGAGGCUGCAGAAGCAUCAGACUCAGCCUCACCUGGUCAGCCUUCAGAGACCCAAGGCACCGCAGAAGAAGAAACACAGCCCACAGAGCCCACAGAAGAAGAAAGCAGCACCGCCGCGUCUAACUCUGGCACCCAGAAGAGUGUGGACUCUGUCAACAAGAGCAAAGAGGUCAAAAUUGCCAGACUUGACGUGUCCAACGUGGCCUUAGACACAGAAAGACUUGAACUGAAGGAGACCUUGACGACAGAAAGUAGCCAGGGCCAGUCUGCAGCAGCAGCAGGAGGGUCUUCAGGCCCACAGAGAGAAGGCAGCACUUCAGCCCCUCGCUCCACCAUGUUUCGCAUCCCAGAGUUCCGCUGGUCCCACAUGCACCAACGCCUCCUCACUGACCUGCUCUUCUCCAUCGAGACAGAUGUCCAGAUGUGGAGGAGUCACUCCACAAAGACCAUCCUGGACUUUGUGAACAGCAACGAGAACGUGGUGUUCGUCCACAACAGCAUACACCUCAUCUCUCAGGUGGUGGACAACCUCAUCAUGGCUUGUGGAGGCAUUCUACCUCUGCUCUCUGCAGCCACCUCCUCCUCUCAUGAAUUGGAGAGCAUUGAGCCCUCCCAAGGCUUGACCGUGGAGGCUUCCAUCACCUUCUUGCAGCGCCUCAUCAACCUCGUGGAUGUCCUUAUCUUCGCCAGCUCGCUCAACUUCACCGAGAUAGAAGCAGAGAAAAACAUGUCGUCAGGAGGAAUCCUCCGGCAGUGCCUUCGCCUUGUGUGUGCUAUGGCUGUGAGAAACUGUCUGGAGUGUCAGCAAGCCCAGGUUAAUUACAGCAAAGAGGGAUCAGCACGGAGCCACACAGCCAUGCCCAACACUAUGCUGGGAACAGCCAAGUCUGCCUCUGCACAGAGUCCUGUGGAUGCAGUGACAGGUGGAAUGUCUCCAAUCAGAGACCUGGACCGACUCCUUCAGGACAUGGACAUCAACCGCCUCAGGGCUGUUGUCUUCAGAGAUAUCGAGGACAGUAAGCAGGCCCAGUUUUUGGCGCUUGCCGUUGUGUACUUCAUCUCAGUGCUCAUGGUGUCAAAGUACCGCGACAUCCUGGAGCCCCACAAUGACAAGAAACACCCUCAGAGAUCGCAGUCUGCAAGGAGCACAGACAGCGGUGCCAUUUCCGGAGGACUAGAAGUGGAGAACGGUGUCUCUCUCCGCCGAUACGACUCUGGCAUCGGUGACGAUCACACCUCAACCGCCGCCAGCGAGGCUGACCUGUCCUCCUCCGGCAUGACUCACGGUCCAGACGCCAUCUCAGAGGCCUUGUCCACGCUGUCCUCCGAGGUCAGACCUUCUCUACCCGCCGAUUCAAAGGGCAAGAACGUGAAGGACAUCCUGCGCAGCCUCGUGAGCACUCCCGGUGACGACGUCAUGGUGGACCCGGGUCUGCUGCCACCAGCUUUCCUCGGAGUUGUGGGUGACGCAGCAAGAGAUUCGCCCCAGUUCCGCUCGUCAUUCGAUAGGAGUGUCAUUGUUGUACCCAAGAAAGCGGGCGUGACACCAUCUCCAAGCGCUUCCACCCCUGUCCCAGCAGCCACUGCUGCAUCUGUGUCUGGCGGGACACCCAUGGACAGUGUAGCUGUGGUGUCUUCUGGUGAUGCCUCUCAGAGCACUUCUGCAGAGUCUGCAACAGGCGGCCAGGUUCCAGCCAGCGCUAGCCUGCCAUCUGUCCCCCCUCUCUCCCCUGUGACCCAGAACACAGCCCCCAAUAUGAGUAUAUCAGAGCGUCUGGAGCAUGCUCUGGAGAAGGCAGCACCCCUACUCAGAGAGAUCUUUGUGGACUUUGCCCCCUUCCUCUCUCGGACCCUGCUGGGCAGCCAUGGGCAAGAGCUCCUCAUUGAGGGCACUAGCCUGGUGUGCAUGAAGUCCAGCAGCUCAGUGGUGGAGCUCGUCAUGCUUCUGUGUUCACAGGAGUGGCAGAACUCCAUCCAGAAGAACGCAGGUCUCGCCUUUAUCGAGCUGGUCAACGAAGGCAGACUGCUGAGUCACACCAUGAAGGACCACCUGGUUCGGGUGGCUAAUGAAGCUGAAUUCAUCCUCAGCAGACAGAGAGCUGAAGACAUCCACAAACAUGCAGAGUUUGAGUCUAACUGUGCACAGUACGCUGCUGAGAGGCGUGACGAGGAGAAAAUGUGCGACCACCUGAUCCGAGCAGCAAAGUAUCGCGACCAUGUGACGGCCACGCAGCUCAUCCAGAAGAUAGUCAACAUCCUGACAGACAAACAUGGAGCCUGGGGAAACUCUUCCAAGAGCCGGCCGAGGGAGUUCUGGCGCCUGGACUACUGGGAGGACGAUUUAAGGAGGCGACGUCGCUUCAUCAGGAACCCCUUCGGAUCCUCUCACUCAGAGGCCACGCUCAAAGCCGCGGCCGAACACGUGGCAGAUCUCAGCGCGCCUGAGGAAGAUAUCCUAAAAGGGAAACAGUCCAUCAGGAGUCAGGCUCUGGGAAAUCAGAACUCUGAGAGCGAGACAUCACUGGACGGAGACGAUGACACUCUGUCCUCCUUAGAGGAGAAGGACCUGGAGAACUUAACAGGCCCAGUAAACUUGAGCACCAGCGCGCAGCUGGUGGCUCCGGCUGUGGUGGUGAAAGGUACCCUGUCCAUCACCGCCUCCGAGCUCUACUUCGAGGUGGAUGAAGAAGACCCGGGCUUCAGGACCAUCGAUCCAAAGAUUCUCGCCUACACAGAAGGUCUUCAUGGAAAAUGGCUGUUCACAGAGAUCCGGGCCAUCUUUUCCAGACGUUACCUCCUGCAGAAUACUGCUCUGGAAAUCUUCAUGGCCAACAGAACUGCAGUCAUGUUCAACUUCCCAGAUGCCACCACAGUCAAGAAGGUGGUCCACAGUCUUCCUCGAGUUGGGGUUGGCACGAAUUUUGGUCUUCCACAGACCAGACGUAUCUCUUUGGCCACACCAAAGCAGCUGUUCAAGGCCUCCAACAUGACCCAGCGCUGGCAACGUCGUGAAAUAUCCAACUUUGAAUACCUAAUCUUCCUCAACACCAUCUCUGGUCGGACCUUUAACGACCUAAACCAGUACCCGGUCUUCCCCUGGGUGAUCACUAACUACGACUCAGAGGAACUUGACCUCACUCUGCCCAGCAACUUCAGAGAUCUAUCCAAGCCCAUUGGUGCUCUGAACCCCAAGAGGGCAGCAUUCUUUUCAGAGCGCUAUGAGUCCUGGGAGGAUGAUCAGGUGCCCAAGUUCCAUUAUGGCACACACUACUCCACCUCCAGCUUCACUCAGAUGUGGCUGCUGCGAAUCGAACCUUUCACAACAUUUUUCCUCAACUUCCAAGGAGGGAAGUUUGAUCAUGCAGACCGCACCUUCUCCUCAGUGUCAAGGGCCUGGAGGAACUGCCAGAGAGAUACUUCUGAUGUCAAGGAGCUGAUCCCAGAGUUCUACUACCUCCCUGAGAUGUUUGUCAACGCCAACAACUACAACCUGGGAGUGAUGGAGGACAGCACCCUGGUUUCUAAUGUGGAGCUGCCGCCUUGGGCAAAAAGUCCAGAGGAGUUUGUGCGCAUCAAUCGCCUGGCUCUGGAGAGCGAGUUUGUGUCCUGCCAGCUCCACCAAUGGAUCGAUCUGAUCUUUGGCUACAAGCAGCAGGGACCUGAAGCCAUCAGAGCCCUCAAUGUUUUCUAUUAUCUGACCUACGAAGGUGCAGUCAACCUGAGCUCCAUCAAUGACCCCAUGCUCAGAGAGGCUGUGGAGUCUCAAAUCAGGAGUUUUGGACAGACCCCCUGCCAGCUGCUCAUCGAGCCACACCCACCUCGAAGCUCAGCCAUGCAAGUGACCCCGAUGAUGUUUACGGAGCAGAUGCAGCAGGAUGUUAUCAUGGUGCUGAAGUUCCCCUCAAACUCUCCCGUGACUCACGUGGCUGCAAACACCCAGCCGGGUCUGACAUCACCCGCCAUCAUCACUGUCACUGCAAACCGCCUCUUUGCUGUCAACAAGUGGCACGGCCUGACAGGUCAUCAGAGCUCAACGGUGCAGGACCAGCAGUACCAACUUCCAGUGGAAAUUGACCCUCUGAUAGCCAGUAACGUGGGCAGUCACCGUCGUCAGAUCUCAGACCUGCUCGAUCAAAGCAUCCAGAUCAGCUCGCAGUGUUUCGUCAUCACUGCCGACAACCGCUUCACCCUGCUGUGCGGCUUUUGGGACAAGAGCUUCCGGAUCUACUCCACUGACUCAGGCAAACUGACUCAGAUCGUGUUCGGCCAUCGUGACGUGGUGACGUGUCUUGCUCGCUCUGAGUCCUACAUCGGAGGAGACUGCUACAUCCUGUCGGGCUCCAGAGAUGCCACCCUGCUGCUGUGGUACUGGAACGGAAAGCACAACAGCAUCGGAGAGAGCCCAGGCACAGAGUUCACCACACCACGGGCCAUCUUAACCGGACAUGACUGUGAGGUGACGUGUGCCAGUGUGUGUGCUGAGCUGGGACUCGUCAUCAGCGGCUGCAAAGAGGGUCCUUGUCUGAUCCAUUCCAUGAAUGGAGACCUGCUGCGUACGCUGGAGGGCCCGGAGCGUUGCCUGCGGCCUCGUCUCAUCCAGUCGUCCACCGAGGGAAACUGCAUGAUCUACUAUGACAAAGGACAGUUCUGCCUCUUCAGCGUCAACGGCAAACUGCUGGGACACAUGGAAGUGGAGGACAGCAUCAAGGCGAUGCUCCUCAGCCGUGACGGUCAGUAUCUGCUGACAGGAGGAGAUGGAGGUAUAGUUUCCGUCUGGCAGGUUCACAACCUCAAACAGCUGUUCACCUACCCAGGCUGUGACGCAGGAAUCCGCUCCAUGGCCAUAUCGCACGACCAAAGGUGCAUCAUAACUGGCAUGGCGUCUGGUAGCAUUGUUCUCUUCUACAACGACUUCAACAGAUGGCACCACGAGUACCAGACUAGGUACUGACCUGAGCACUGCAGCAUCCUGACUGACAGAGAAGGAACUGACAAAAAAAAUCUAAACUCUGAAGUGUGAACUCUUAACAAAGGCACUUUGCUGUCUACAUCCUGAUAUCCUGAAUGUAUCUCAAUGAAAGAAGAAAAAAAAAACAAAUAUGUCCUGUUAUAGUAAAACUAUUUUUAAAAAGGGCAUUGCUAUAUUUUGUAGAUCAGAUAGAACAUUUUCAUAUAAAUCAUAGGGUGGGGGUUACGUUACUGUGCGGUUAAAAAAAUCUAUUUUUAGCUGUAAGAGUCUAUUUUCAUCUCUUCAGGGGACAAGAAAAGAGGGAUAGUGAUAAACCUUUUGACUUAAAAUCCAAAUAUUUGUGUACUUUAGGCUGAGUGAUUUUUUUUCUCUUGUAGGUGUGUAUGUGGGGAAUAAUUCUUCUUCUUAAUCUAUUAUUCACUUGCUUUCUGCCAUUUUGGCACCACAGCUUUUUGCCAUUUCUUGGCCGUUAGAUUUGAAAUGUUUGAAUAAAUAAUAAAUGUAUUGGACAGAAGGAUAAACAAAGAGGGAAUAUACAUAUUUACAUAUAUAAAUAACUAUAUAUUCUGUUUAAAUGUAGUCAUCUGUAUUUAAAAUGUCCAUUCCCUCUGUACCUCUGUGCUCUCAAAGAGACUGCAUAUAUGUGCACAACUCACAGAAGACAUAUCAACACAGAGCUGUCACGUUAUCAUUUAAAACAUGACUUCUUAUUACUCUCUGUGAUGACAAAGAUUAGCUUUAAGCAGAAAAGCACGUCAGUGAAAUCAUGUCUAGGAUUUUGCUCUUUUACAUUUUUUCCCUGAAAGACUGAAUACAUCAUUUUCCUUAAAGUGACAGAAACAGGGUUAAGAGAUCAGUCACUACAUAAAAAUACUGUCAUCACAACUAAAGCCCAAACCAGCCUUUUCAUUUGUCUUCUUUGAGUGCCGUCUCCAGAGCCGCCAACAGCAGAGUGAGAUGUGCAAUGAAAGGAAGGCCUUUCCUCUGUUUCAGUCCGAGGUUCAUUCUCUUUGUUUCAUCACAGAGGUCUAACUCACAGAGCGAGAGAUCAUGUUAGGAUGUGAUUGAGCACUAAAAUGGCAAAGUGACAUACUGUAUAUUCCUUUGGUAAAAUAAACGUCCACCUGUAUCUUUGAUUUUGAGGAAACAUUCCUUUGAAGUUUGCGCUUUGAUGUGGUCUGAAUCUCCAGUUGUAAGAGAACUGCUGUUAUGUAUCAACCAAUAUUUUUUUUGCAAUCAUUUUGGAGUGUUUUGUGUGCUGAGUUCUGACAAUAAAAUUGAAUUUUAUAACUUGAA